GAAGAGGACCCAGACAGAGGCCAGCCAUGUAUGCGCUGUGGAGACCAGUGUCCAGGCUUCCGUCUUCAUGGAUGGAGGAAGAUCUGCGUGCACUGUAAGUGUGUACGGGAGGAGCAUGUGGUGCGCUCGGUACCAGGGCAGCUGGAAAAGAUGAUGACCAAGCUCGUGUCGGACUUCCAGAGACACUCCAUCUCUGAUGACGAUUCGGGAUGUGCCUCGGAGGAGUACUCGUGGGUCCCACCUGGGCUCAAGCCCGAACAGGUGUACCAGUAUUUUAGCUGCUUACCAGAAGACAGGGUUCCUUAUAUGAACAGUCCAGGGGAGAGAUACAGAAUUAAACAGCUGCUGCACCAGCUGCCGACCCAUGACACUGAGCCUCAGUACUGCAACUCUCUGGACGACGAGGAGAAAAAAGAGCUGUGUCUCUUCAGCCAGCAAAGAAAGAAAGAAAACUUGGGCCGAGGUGUUGUGAGACCUUUCCCUGUGACGAUGACUGGCGCCAUCUGCCAGCAGUGUGGCAGACACAUCAGCGGUGGAGAUAUCGCUGUGUUUGCGAGUCGGGCGGGACACGGCUGCUGCUGGCACCCUCAGUGUUUCCAGUGUGCGUCCUGCAGCGAGCUGCUGGUCGAUCUGAUCUACUUCUACCAGGAUGGACAGAUUUACUGCGGCCGGCACCACGCUGAGAGGCUCAAGCCUCGCUGCCAGGCCUGCGAUGAGAUUAUUUUAGCAGAUGAAUGUACAGAGGCUGAGGGGAGAUACUGGCACAUGAAGCACUUCUGCUGUUUUGAGUGCGAGGCUGCACUGGGGGGUCAACGCUACAUCAUGAAAGAGACGAGACCAUACUGCUGCUCCUGUUACGAGUCCCUGUAUGCAGAGUACUGUGAUACCUGUGGAGAGCACAUAGGUAUUGACCAGGGCCAGAUGACAUACGAGGGUCAGCACUGGCACGCAGCCGAGUCAUGUUUCUGCUGCGCCCGCUGUCGCCUGCCACUGCUCGGCCGUCCCUUCCUCCCACGCAACAGGCUCAUCUACUGCUCCAGGUCCUGCUCACUCGACGAGGACCCCAAUAACUCAGACUCCUGCGACUCGGCGCUGCAAAGCAAAUCUCCUCACAGCAAACGGUGGCAGGCGCCACAGAGACCGCGUCAGCCACCGUGUGGUUCUCCACUGCAGCCACCAGAGGGCAGCAACCCAAAUACAACUCCUGCACAAGACUGCGCUCAUCCUGCGGUGGAAAACAAAGGGCUCCACUGCAGCACUCCUGUUCAGAAUGGAGUUUCUUCAUCCAGCGGUCAUCUUUAUCCAAAAGGCUCCUACCCACCUCUGCCCCAUAUUUAUCUGGGAAAAGGCUCGGGUCCAUCCUGGCCCAGCAACAUUCCACAUUACAGUCUGCUGCCAGGGGGCUGCGGUAUCAAACGUCCAGGCAGGGAUCGGCAGGUCCACGGAGAGCUAAAUGGAAAUGCUGCACUGAUCGGUCAUAAUUCAAAAGGAAACUCCACUGAAAAAGAUUGUAGGAAAUGGGUGGAAAAGACAAACCAGGCAAUGCAAGCGUUUCCUCCUCAGAUAAACUCGCACGUUAUUGAGCUCGUUUCGUCUGACUCACCUCCACCCCCAUUGGACAACUCCCCCAGCCUCCCACCCCCUCUCCCUGUUAAGUCUCGUGACUUGACGCCCCACGGUCCGGCCCUUCAGACUCUGGCCCAAGCAGAGAACCGACCCCCUGAUUCUCCACCCCCGCUGACACGCAGUGGAACAGCCAGGGUCAGCUUCAGAGAGCCAAUCAGCAGCAGCUACUCAGUAGAAGACGAUGAGGAGGAAAAUGAGGAAGAGCUGCACCCAAAAGGUGAAGAAAAUCAGCAGGAUGAACAGGAUGAUGAGGAAGAGGAGGAGGAGGGAGGAUUCAGAGGCAGGUUGCAUGUGCAGACCAACAUCCCUCCACAGAUGGAUCUGCUGGAUGACUCCUCCUCAUAUCAGUGCAACACGAGGAGAGUUUGGGGGCGAUGCCGCGCUCCUUCAGACCCUGUUCUCUACCCAGGUUCGGAGAGGCCUUCCCAAACCCCGCGGCCUGACCGGCCUCAACUCGACUCUCUGGACCCUCGAGGUGAGAACGAGAGAGAUGGCCGGAGCUCCUUCAGUGCCUCCUCACUUAUCCUCCAGCCGGGACAACACAAACAUGGAGACUCGUGUUCUACCUGCUCCUCCUCGUCAGACUCUGAGGAGGAGGGCUUCUUCCUGGGACAGCGCAUUCCUCUGCCCCCACAACUUCAAAAGCCGCAGCCUGAGGAGAUCCAAGUCCAGGAGUCAGAGGAGAGAGGGGAGAUCCAGAGAGACUGGAACCUGAGAGGCAGCAUGAGGAGAAGAGCUCUCAGCAUGGGUGCAAAGGACAAAGAUAAAAACUGUGUUGUCUCCUGA
Messenger RNA from Nematolebias whitei (Rio pearlfish), 2412 nucleotides. It is a transcript of the gene prickle3, whose product is annotated as prickle homolog 3. NCBI's taxonomy places the organism in Eukaryota, Metazoa, Chordata, Actinopteri, Cyprinodontiformes, Rivulidae. Gene Ontology annotation, molecular function: zinc ion binding. The transcript has 10 exons. The record is from RefSeq and is a predicted model, not a curated record. Bases 31 to 2412 code for a protein of 793 amino acids.